Molecule: messenger RNA, 3166 nt
Organism: Boleophthalmus pectinirostris (great blue-spotted mudskipper)
Lineage: Eukaryota; Metazoa; Chordata; Actinopteri; Gobiiformes; Gobiidae
Gene: rad54b
Product: RAD54 homolog B
Biological process (GO): double-strand break repair via homologous recombination; reciprocal meiotic recombination
Cellular component (GO): nucleus
Molecular function (GO): ATP binding; DNA translocase activity; ATP-dependent chromatin remodeler activity
Source: RefSeq, a predicted model, not a curated record
AACCAAUCGGAAUCCGCAGCUCUUUAGCGGGAGAAAGCCUCUGUUUUGAGAAUAAACCUUCGAAAAAACAACAUUUAGACUUUUAACAGUUCAGAUUUGACAUCGCCAAUAAACUACAUCUCUCCUUGGAUAUCUACAUUGAAACCAUGAGGCGUUCAGGGGCACCUAGUCAGCUCCUGAGUAAUCCAGUGAAAAAGCCCAGAUUUGUGCCUCCUGCAGCAUCGGGGUCUAAUUUCUCUUAUCCCAAACCAUUCACCCCAAAACAAGGUGUCAACGUACUUGAUAAGAUACAAAGAAGUUUGACUCCUGAUGGUCCAAGUAAAGAUGCACUCUCUAAAGAUGCUCCGGUUGCCAUGCCCUUGUCUCGAGCUCUGGCCCGUGUUUUAAGCGCAACAGAGAGCAAAGAAAAUGAUGUCUUUGAGAAUCCUGAUACACCUGAGCACAGCGAAGGACCUGACGGAGCGGUAAAUGACGCUCAAACUCCCGCUGCAGACCCGCGCACUGCCUGCGCACAGGAUGGUGUGCGCUAUUUCAGUGUGAUGUGGUGCAAAGCCAGUAAGAAGAAGCACAAGCGCUGGGAGGGGGAUGCAGUCCUUGUGACCAGAGGACGCACCGCGACCCUGAAAGAUAUGGAGGGCAAAGAUAUAGGAAAGGGUAGUGGCUACAAGGUGUCAGAGUUAGCCACCUUGUGUGAGGGUCAGACUCUGAUGAUCGGAGGAAAGGAGGUGGAGGUCAUGGGGGUGAUUUCUGCUAAAAACUUCGCUCGCGGGCGCUGUUUUCAGGACGUUCAAGUGGAGAUAGAUCAGCCGAGACCAGCCCCUCCUUCUGCUCGGGGUUUUGCCUCUAAACCUUUUGCUCCCCCAAAUCGAGCGGGACACGUACCACCUAAACCAGAAGAGGAACACACCUGCAAACCUCGGCAUGACCCUCUAGCACCCGGAGCUCUGGUAAUGCCUCGGCCGUCUCCCAGCCACCAGUGGUCCAACAACAAGUCAGGUCUUCCAGUUGUAGAUGUUGUAGUUGAUCCACACCUCACCACUCACCUUCGGCCCCAUCAGAGAGACGGCAUUCUGUUUCUGUACGAGUGCGUGAUGGGAAUGAGAGCUGCUGGUCGUUUUGGUGCUAUCCUGGCUGAUGAGAUGGGUUUGGGGAAGACACUGCAGAGUGUGGCCCUCACCUGGACUUUAUUGAAACAGGGUCCAUAUGGAGGGAAAGCCAUGGCAAAGCGCACCCUAGUGGUCACUCCCGGUAGUCUUGUACAGAACUGGGGAGCAGAGUUCAACAAGUGGCUGGGUAGAGAGAGGAUCAGUGUCUUCACUGUGGAUCAGGACCACCGGAUAGAGCAGUUUUUGACCUCUCCUCUGCACAAUGUUCUGGUUAUCAGUUACGAAAUGCUGCUGCGGUGUCUAGAACAGGUGCAGAAAGUUGAAUUUGGGCUCAUGAUUUGUGAUGAGGGCCACAGGCUAAAGAACAGCACCAUUAAAACAUCCUCCGCUCUGAGCAGUUUAUGUUGCCAGCGCAGGGUUAUUCUAACAGGUACCCCAGUGCAAAAUGACCUUCAGGAGUUCUAUGCCAUCAUAGAUUUUGUAAACCCAGGGAUCCUUGGAUCCUCUAAUGCUUAUAGAAAAGUGUAUGAAGAACCUAUCCUUCGGUCAAGACAGCCCUCAUGCACAGAGGAGGAAAGAGUUUUGGGAGAAGAGCGUGCCGCAGAACUGUCCCGUCUGACUGGCAUGUUCAUUUUAAGACGAACACAAGAGAUUAUCAACCGCUACCUGCCACCUCGCCUCGACUGGACCCUGUUUUGCAGCCCCUCCCCUCUACAGCACGAUUUAUACAGACAUCUUUUAUGCCACAGAGUCUUCAGGUCCUGCAUUAUGGACAAUGCACAAACUCACACACAUCUGGCAUGCAUUACUGCCCUGAAAAAGCUCUGCAACCACCCUGGGCUACUCUACAAUACUGUCAAGCAAAAGACACACAGUGAAUCCGUGGAAAGCUCCAUAUACGAGGGAUUGGCUGACCUGUUCCCUGAAUCUUACACUUCAGUUGGCCUAAACAUCUCUGAUUCUGGCAAAUUACAAGUUCUUUCAGACCUUUUGGCAGCUAUCAGACAGAUCAGCCCUUCAGACAGGGUGGUUGUGGUGUCUAACUACACCCAGACCCUCGACAUGCUUGAGGAACUUUGCACAUUCAUGGACUACACUUUCUGUCGACUCGAUGGACAGACUCCGACCAAUCAGAGGCAGCGUUUAGUAGACAGCUUCAACAGCCCCUACUCACAGAACUUCCUGUUCCUCCUGAGCUCCAAGGCGGGAGGGGUCGGGCUCAACUUGAUUGGUGCCUCUCAUCUCGUGCUGUAUGAUAUCGACUGGAACCCGGCCAAUGAUAUUCAGGCUAUGGCUCGGGUUUGGAGAGAUGGACAGAGGAAGACUGUUCAUAUCUACCGUCUCCUUACUGCAGGAACGCUAGAGGAGCGAAUAUUUCAGAGACAGGUGUCCAAACAGGGACUUUCGGGGACCGUGGUAGACCUUGGAAAAGGGUCGGAGCAUACCACCUUCUCUACCAGUGAACUACGAGAUCUGUUCAGCUUGACUGACAGCCAGUGCCUUACCCAUGAUCUGCUCAGCUGCACCUGUAGCAUGGACGGAGUAGUUAAUGUUGCAGAGGUGGAGGAGGAGCAGGUGAUGGAGCGGCCUUGUCAGCUCGGGCGCAGAGGAGAGAGACCAACAGCAGCAGCACCUCAGAAGAAUCUGAGCAUGUCUGAGCUCAUGAGAUGGAGACAUUUCUCUGGUGAAACACAUUCUUUCUCUGACCCUUACCUCGACCAGGCACGGGAACACAUCACCUUCGCCUUUCAAACCACUCUCUCUCACAUGACUCAAUGAAUACAACACAUGGGCCAAAAACCAAGCACUAAAACUGUAAGAGACUAAAGACAAUUUUGGUCGACUAAAGAUGUCCUGUGCAUCGGUUAGUGGACUAAAAGGGGGCGGGGCAUUAGAAAAAAACUCUCAAAACCAUCUCUGUAAUUAAACUGACCCAAAGUCCAUGGACAAGACAAGAAAAGUAUGAGUUAGAACUGUCUAUAACUGUCUCAUUCAUGCCUUUAUUCUGCUCUGUUCCAAGUAAAUAAUUUCUAAUACUGAUAAAAUAACUAAUAAAAAUG